Dermacentor andersoni is the source of this 1200-nucleotide messenger RNA. RefSeq lists its product as uncharacterized. The record is from RefSeq and is a predicted model, not a curated record. Lineage: Eukaryota; Metazoa; Arthropoda; Arachnida; Ixodida; Ixodidae.
UGCUCCUCGCGUAACGCAUUUGCCGACCGAGAGCCGCGUUCGCUGGUGCAUGCCCUCCCGCUGAACGCCGCUGCUUGUCCAAGCGAAGUUCGGGUUUCGUCACCCUGCUUGGACUGUGUUCUCGAGCGUGCUCCUGGACUGGAGAGCGCGCGCGCAGUUUGUGUGGUGUGGUUCCCCCGCGAGGUUCGGAAGAUACGGGCCGGUGCCGUGUGACUUCUUGGAUACUCAUCGUCGACCGGCGCUUUUAAGGAGGGUGUGCUUGAUCACGUUGCUUGUGUGACGGAAGGUGCGACAUCUUCGGCUUCGCAGUACGUCGAAACUGGCGUCUCCACGCAGCUGCCAUCGCGGUCGCCGGAGAUAUAUGUGGCGCUAAGCGACGACGAGGUGCGGGUGUGGCUGACCGUCCCCAGCAGCGCGCUUCUCGAGCCGCUGAUGAGCUCGUCGGCGGCGGCGGCGCUCGGAUGCCGCUCGUCCAAGAAGAAGACGGUGCACUUCGCGCUCCCCGGCCGCGUCAUCCGCCCGCUGCAGUGGCGCGACGACGUCAUCUGGGCGCGUGUCGAGCCCAUCAAGGGGCGCCGGCACGCGACCGUCGGUGGUGGUCACCUGUUCCAGCCUCCCUCGUCGGAAACGUCACCGACCACGGUGAUCACCGCGGAGUGCACCGCCACCCACGUGCACCGGCGCAGCGCGAGCAACUGUUCCUCCGUGGACUCGAAUUACGCCAACGUGUCCUCGCAGGAGGACAAUCAGUCGUCGUCCAGCGGAGACUCCGUCCCGAACAUCGUGAUUCUUACCUGUUCGGGACAACGAUCAAUAGUUCGCAUUGGUUCUGAGUCGACAUCUGUCGACAGCAGCGCUAGUCAGCAGGGCAGCCGCAGUGAUUCCGAUUACCAGAGCAAGAACGACAGUUCUGAGCUGUCGUCGAUGACCGAGGGCUCCCCGCCGACGUCGGCGCGGGGACCGGAGCAGCGGACCAGCGGCGACGUCAGCGCUGCGCUGGCCUUUUCCCAGCGUCUGCAAUGCACCGAGUGCGUCCAGUGUGCCCUCAUGGAGGACGCCGUGCAGCGUUUGGAGGCCAGCCGACGGGAGGCCGGACUGAAGCUGCGCAGCUACGAAGCGCAGAUCCGCUCGCUGCAGCAGGCGAGUUCCUGCGUAUACGCAACACUGUAUCAUCCACAGCAGCAUUCUGUUAUAUCGUGA